Schistocerca gregaria is the source of this 2075-nucleotide messenger RNA. RefSeq names its product protein piccolo-like. Bases 198 to 1700 code for a protein of 500 amino acids. The record is from RefSeq and is a predicted model, not a curated record. The transcript has 7 exons. Lineage: Eukaryota; Metazoa; Arthropoda; Insecta; Orthoptera; Acrididae.
GAGGCCCCAGCGAUUCACGGUUACACGGUAGAGGGCCGUAGACCUCUAUGGACGGCCACACGGCGCAGCGAGGUCCUCUGGCUGUCCUGCCCUAGUGUCCAGAACCGCAGCCGUCCGUCAUCCACCGCCCUCUUUGCUCCCCGAGUCGCAGACUUCGAAGCUCCGCGUGACCAGCAGACAACCGUCUGAGGCCAACAAUGGAAGGACAGCCCGGUCGUGUGAGGGCGGCGGCAGCGGCGGCGGCAGCGGCAGCUUCUGAGGCGCAGCAAUCUCGCGAGGGCCGAGAUCUGCCAGGGCCGUCUCGUGAAGGCAGAGACCCGGCCGCCGGGGAGCAGGAGGCGAGCCAAGGCAUGGAGCCUGAGGUGGCAGAGCUGCCGAGUCCCCCUCAGCAGGAGGCGGACGUGGACUGGAGGGUGGGUGUGCCGCAGCGCAGCUCGUCGGCCCCGUCGCUGCGCUCCCAGGAAGGGGCGCUGCCGCCGCUGGACUCGCCGCCAUCGGGCGGGGUCGCCGCCAGCUACGAGGCGCGGCCGGGACCCAGCCGCAGCCCCGCUGCGUCCGACUCCAACACGGAGUCGGACGACACGAACGGACUGCCCUACCAACGGCUCUCCCGCCGCAGCAGUCUGGUGACAGUGAGCAGCCUGAGCAACUACACCCACUCGUCGGAUCAAAUGGAGACCUCGAAUGAGCAGAUGUUCAGUGGCGAGGACGCGUUCGUCGGUGUCAGCAGCAGUCAGUCACCAAUGGAAAGCGGCGCAGAGCUGGAGGGGCUGCCUGCCUCAGCUGCUGAGUCUAUCACGCUGGAGAAGGCUGGCACCAGUGGGCUGGAGCGAGGGAUCUCGCCGGAUGAAGCCUCUCCAGAAGAGCAGGAGGAGCCCCCACGAAAGAAGUUUGCGUCGCUGGCGCGCUUCCUGCAGCAGGGAGACGGCGCGAGCGCCUCCAGCCAGCAGCAGGAGGGGGAGGGGGGACCUCCACUGCCGGAUGGCUCCAGGAAGAGGAGCCACGCCGUGGAGAGCCCCUUGCAGGACGCAGUGAAGAAGCGCCUCCUGCAGACCGGGCGCCCGCUGCUGGGUCGGCAGCUGUCCACCCCGGAGAGCUGCUGCAGCCCGGCCAGCGAGGGCCAGGAGGGCACCGACGACGACGGCGGCAGCUCGCGCGACUUGUCGCUCCAGGAGGAGUCCUCGGGGGACACGCGCGACGUGAGGGGCCGCCUCGGAGAGCUGAGGCUCGCCUCGCCCGCGCCGCAGCCGACCGACGCGCAGCCCGAGGCGGCCUCCCCAGACACCGGCGGCGGCGACGUCGGGCCAGCCACCAGGAUGCCGGCAGAGCCACCUAAAGAGCAACAGGAAUCGUCAGAGCAUCCAGUGUGGCAAGAGCCAGGUGAGGGGACAAGCCAGGGCCAGGGUCAAAAGGUGGCACCAGCUGCCAGCACACUGGAGCCUCCAGGUCCGGUGGCCGCCUUGGCGUACGGCGAGCAGCAGCAGAAGGCAGAGGCAGGGCAGAGUGCGCUGCAGCUGGGAGAGCAGCAGGCAGGAGGGCGGGGGAGGGCGGCGCUGGCGGGGGACAGCGACCAGCGAGUGCCGGAGGUUGGCGUGCCACAGGGGCAGCAGUCGCCCGGGGCGGAGCGGAAUCCGGCUACGAAGCGCAAGAGCACCGACAGCCCGUGCGAGCCGAGCCCGACCAAGAGGGGCCGCAAGUGAAGGUGGCGUGCCCAGCAGAUACCUCACGGCUGCACACUAUUUGUAGAUGUAAUCCAUCAAUUUUUAAAAUCUCAUUAAAAUUUGUUCUAAAUUUUUCAACAAUAUAACGAAGCUUUUGGCAAAUAUUAUUGACGAUCAAUACUACUGAUGAAAAUAAAUUCGUGUUGAGCCCAUUUGUGUCACAUUCUAUACAAUUCCAAAAAUGUUAGUUUUAUUAAAACAGUCAGUAGCAAGAGCACGAAGAGAAACAAAACUUUAUCGAUAAUUUUUAGUUGCUUAAUUCUGUGCAGAGUCGUUUAAAAAAACCAAUUUUUGUACUUUACGUGUAAUUUACUACUUACCUGUGGUGAAUAAACAUCUACAAAUUUUGCUUCA